AUGAAUGAUACUACUGAAGUCCCCAAUCAACCAACUGAGAAUGAAAGGAAUCCUACUCUGACAAAUCCAGACCCAUCAUCAUCAAGUCCAGAAAUUGUCAACAAAAUACCAAGUCUUUUCAGCUUAGCCGCCGAAUGGCAAAUAAAUAAUCCACAAGAGACCUUUCAAAACAACAUCCUGGAAAAUGAUGUAUUAAAAAGAAUUAGUGAAAUUACUACUUUGAUCAAAGAAUCUUACAAAGAUCUCUCCAGCCAAGAUGGGAUGAUGUCUAAAGAACAACAGGAAAAGAUGGAUUGGGACUUGUUUUGUACCGUUCCUGUAAACAUUAUUGAGCAAUAUACAAAAGAUAUGGACGAAAUAUUUGAGAAAAUGGAAAAACUGGCAAAACAACAACGUCUGUGGUGUGAAUCUGCCUUUCAAAUCGAUGUGGAAAGAUGUGGGGACUCCAUUCUCAAUGCUGAGACGUGGAUGAAAAAGAAGGAGCGCUAUCUAGAAUACAAGAAUAUUGAAAUGGAAAGAUCCGCAAACGAAAUCAAGGAGACCAUUCAAAGAUUAACAGAUGAUAAAUAA
This is a messenger RNA of Saccharomyces mikatae IFO 1815, 570 nucleotides long. It is a transcript of the gene GMC2, whose product is annotated as Gmc2p. NCBI's taxonomy places the organism in Eukaryota, Fungi, Ascomycota, Saccharomycetes, Saccharomycetales, Saccharomycetaceae. The record is from RefSeq and is a predicted model, not a curated record. The transcript is spliced from 2 exons. Bases 1 to 570 code for a protein of 189 amino acids.